ACAUUUAUCUUCGGGUUUAACCGUUUAAUUGAUUCUUGGUGGUUAAAAUUCGUGUCUUAAUUUCGUUAAAAAAUUGUGUGGUUUAAUUACCUUAAUAUUAGAUGUCAUAGUAUUAUUUGUGGUAGAAUGUGGGUAAUUACUUAAGCAGAAGAGUGAUGCAUUUAAGGGAUAGGAUGAAAUGAGUUGGCAGUGAAUGGGAUAGAGUAGAUUUUGGAGUUAUGAAGUUCGAUCUCGAAUGGUAAAAGAAUUAAGAAUGGAUGUUGUUAGGGGAGCUAAAUGAAUUCUUUACCAUAUAUGUUAAGGAUGAGGGAUUGGGUUCUAGAUAAAGAAGCUUGUUUGAUAUUGAAUGUUCUGAUAAUGAGUUUAAUGUUCUGAUAUUGAGUUUAAUGUGUAUGAUUUUCAUUUUGAUUAUAGUUCUUUGCUGGAUUUUGAUUAUUCGUACAGUUCAGUUGUUUGUGGUUUAACCACCAUAAGGAAAAAAGAUUUUUUUUUUUUUUUUUGUUUUUUUUUUUUUUUUUUUUUUUUUUUGUUUUGGAAUGAAAUUGUUUUUCUGGUUUGGCUGGAGAUAGAUUUACCGUGUCAAAUUGAUUCUUACUUAUAAAAAGUGGAGAUUUAGUUGAAUGAAGUUUUAUGCUUAGGAUGCCACAGUCUUUAUUGUUAUGAUGUGCAGUAUUUUUUAUAGUGUGGGCAAGGCUUUUAUGGCUUAUUUAACGAAGAGAUUACAGUGCACCACCAACUCUUUUAAGGACAAGCUACCAGACAAAAACUGAAAGUAACACAUAAGUUGUUUACCACAUAUGUUAAUAGAAAAAUCAAGCCUACCUUUCAGUGUUCCUAGCUUACAGGCAUUUUCGCCUCCUUCAGUGUCAAUUUAUAUUCUGGAUUUUGAUUGAUUUGUUGUGACUUCUUAUGUUUAUCCAUGAUGCAUGAAAGCUAUAAUUACAUGAAAAUAAAAUUAUAUGAAUUUGUUGGAUUAAAAAAAAGUGUGAAAUUGGUGUUAAAUUCUUGCAAUUGGUUAGUUGAAAUUUGAGCUAGUUAGUUUGCAUUUAUGAAAUUGAUAUUACUUUUUCACUGGUGAAUAGUGAUAAAUCUUUGGUAUAUUAGGAUAUUCUGGGUUUUGAUAAAUCUUUGGUAUAUUAGGAUAUUAUGUUACUGGUGAAUAGUGAUAAAGCUAGUUAGUCUUAUUUUUUACUAAAGGAAUGUUUUUGAUCAACGUAUUGUUGUACUUCAUAUUAGUGAGUUUUAAUAAGUUAGUUUAUAGAUACAAUGUUUUCAGCUAUAGAAGUCUUUGGUAUAUUAGGAUAUUAUGUUAUAUCUUUGAUUUGAUAUUAUUGUUUGUAAUCUUCCGCACCAUUUUCAUGUAUCAUUGUUAGCCUUUAAUAAUCUGUUGUAACACUAUAAAUAGUUGUAUUAUUUCAUGAAUUUAUUCAAAGCUUUUCCAUAUUCUCAUUCUCAUAACUCUAUCCGAUGGUAGUUUGUUGUACUAUGAUUCAUUUCAAAAGAGAUGCUUUACAUAACAUAUCUAAGCAUCGCUCCUGCUGGCUACACAUAGCUGCAGCUCAAUAUAAAACUGAAAAGAAAAUAACUUUGACAGAAUUUAAGGAGAUAAAGAAGAAGUUUAAGCGCACUUCACCUUGUUUUUUUGAUACUUUUGCAUCUGUUAAUUACGCUUGCAUAAGCGUCCAUAAUUUCUUACUAAUAAUUGGCUUCUGUGGCAAAGUUUUAAAUUGCAUGCUGGAUUGCUCUUUUUCCUACGAGUAUGCACGGCUUCUUGAUGCCCCUGUUGCUGAAGAUGGAGAAAAUUGGAGUGUAGGGCAAAGGCAGUUGGUUUGUCUAGGGAGAGUGCUUCUACAGAGGAGGAGAAUCCUAGUGUUGGAUGAAGCUGUUGCAUCUGUUGAUACUGCAACUGAUAAUCUGAUUCAGAAGACUGUCAGAGAGGAAACAAGCGGAUGUACUGUGAUUACUGUCGCGCACAGGAUACCUACUGUCAUUGACAAUGAUCUUGUCUUGGUUCUCGAUCCAGGCAGGAUCGCCGAGUAUGACUCUCCUUCUGAAUUGUUGAAAGACAGUUCAACUGCAUUCUCAAAGCUGGUGAAGGAAUUUAUCUGUAGAUCAUCCAAGCAUUUCGACGAGAUAUAGAAACAGUGUAUAGAAACAAGGAGUAAAGGUCGCUGCACUCGACUAAUGCUAUGAUCGGAAUGCUUCUAAUACCAGAGCCUUUUGCAUGUCCAUUUUGUUUGUGCUUAUGUAACAUUGUAUGUUAUUUAUUUUUUGACGAAAAUUGUAAUAUUACAACUAUUUAUAAUGAA
Molecule: messenger RNA, 2309 nt
Organism: Chenopodium quinoa (quinoa)
Lineage: Eukaryota; Viridiplantae; Streptophyta; Magnoliopsida; Caryophyllales; Amaranthaceae
Product: putative ABC transporter C family member 15
Exons: 4
Coding region: 1468-2139 (223 amino acids)
Biological process (GO): transmembrane transport
Cellular component (GO): vacuolar membrane; plant-type vacuole
Molecular function (GO): ATPase-coupled transmembrane transporter activity; ATP hydrolysis activity; ATP binding
Source: RefSeq, a predicted model, not a curated record